GAUAUUUCUUGUGUAAAACCCAAAACCCUACUUCUCAGUGACUUCAUAUUAUCCUCUGCUUCUCUUGUCCAAACUAGCUCUUCACUGUGUCAUUUCAUUCCUUCACAAACAGUGGCGUCGCUGUAAUUGAGAUGAGAAGGAGCAUAGAACAGUGAAGGUAGAGUAAUGGAAGGCUAUGGAAAGUACAAAACAAUGACGGAGAAGGGAGAAAACGGAGUGAUUGUCCCAUCGUUUUCUUCUUCGCGCGAGGGAUUCCGCGCUCAUGGUGGAAAAAGCGUUUUGACAGUUGCUGCUGCUAGAAAGAUGUACCAGAGAGAGAAGGUCAAUGCUUCUUCAUCUUCAAGUGACGACAUGGAUGCAACCGUUUAUGGUAGGAAAAAGAAAAAACGUAAAUGUCUUCAGGAGUUGUUUACAGCAGAUUACGUUGUAAACAAUGUUUUACGGAAGGAUGGCCCUUCUCUUGGUCAGGAAUUUGAUUCAUUUCCUUCUGGACCCAAAAAGCACACUCCUGCUUGUCAAGAGGAACUAGGGCCCACCAAAAGGAGGAAGGUUUCCAAGAGUGCAACUCGAAGUCACCCUGAUUGUAAUAUGAAAGCACCUGUGAAGAAACAUGGUAUUGGCAAAGGUCUGAUGACAGUUUGGAGGGCAACAAAUCCUGAAGCUGGACGCCUUCCAGUGAGUUUUGGUUUUGCUGACCGAGAAGUUCGUCUAAUCUCGAAUUCCAUAGCACAGAAACCGGUCUAUGAGAACAACAGGUCUCGGGAAACUGUAAUUAUGAAUGGAAUUGAAAAAAAUAAAAUGCAGAAUAAGAGAAAUAAAAUCCAGGAUAAGAGGAAACUUUUCAUGCAAAGACGAGUGGGAGAAUUGAACCAAUAUGUGACUCAGAACCAGUCACUGGUGGAAAAAUGUGAACUUGCUUUGGAUAGUGCAACAUAUGACGAGGGAGUUGAUCGUUUUUCAAUGUUAAUCGAUGAUGAAGAGCUAGAAUUGAGAGAGCUACAAGAAGGAACUGAUCUGCUUAUGUGUUCUGAUCAUUUUGCUGCCUGUGGAAUGCUUGGUUGCUCACUUUGUAAAGAUGUGCUAGUUAAGUUCCCCCCAGAUAGUGUCAAGAUGAAGAAACCUAUACGUUUGCAACCUUGGGACUCCUCUCCAGAAAUUGUGAAGAAAUUAUUUAAGGUUUUCCAUUUCCUUUAUACAUAUGCUGUAGUUGUUGAUAUAUGUCCCUUCACUCUUGAUGAGUUUGUUCAAUCAUUUCAUGAUAAGGACUCGAUGCUACUUGGAAAGAUUCAUGUGGCUCUUCUCACACUUCUUCUAUCUGACAUUGAAAUGGAGCUUACUGAUGGGUUUUUACCUCAUUUAAAUAAGUCAUGCAAUUUUCUUGCAUUGCUUCACUCGGUUGAAAGUCAGGAAUAUUCCCUGAACUUAUGGAAAAGAUCUCUAAAUCCUCUUACUUGGAUUGAAAUACUCCGGCAAGUGCUGGUUGCUUCUGGAUUUGGUUCAAAGCAAGGUGCCUUACGAAGAGAGGCCCUUAGCAAGGAAUUGAAUCUUUUUGUAAACUAUGGAGUAUGCCCUGGCACCUUGAAGGGUGAAUUGUUUACAAUCUUGUCAGAGCAAGGAAACAAUGGAUGCAAAGUAUCUGAGCUGGCAAAGUCAAAGCAGAUUAUUGAAUUAAACCUUGUCAGCACAACAGAGGAACUGGAGUCUUUAAUAUUUUCCACACUUUCAAGUGAUAUUACUUUAUUUGAAAAGAUUUCAUCAUCUGCAUAUCGACUGCGUAUGAGCACUGUUAUGAAGGACAAUGAUGAAUGCCAGUCAGAUAUGGAGGACUCUGGGAGUGUUGAUGAUGAACUUAACGACAGUGAUACGUGUAGCAGUGGCGAUGAUUUUGAAACUGAUUCAAGAAACUCCAAUAUAAGAAAAUUGAAGCGUGCAAACAGUCAAAAAACAAAAAAUAAUAUGUUGAAAGUAUACACUGAAAUCGACGAGAGCCAUCCGGGAGAAGUGUGGUUGUUAGGACUGAUGGAGAGUGAAUAUUCUGAUUUGAACAUUGAAGAAAAAUUGAAUGCAUUGGCGGCUCUAACUGAUCUUCUUUCAUCUGGAUCCAGCAUCAGGUUGAAGGAUCCAAUAAAAGAUACCGCCAAUUGCAAUUCUGGCGUCCAGUUAUGUGGUUCUGGAGCAAAAAUAAAGAGAUCAGUAGUAAAAAAGCCGGUUCCAUUUUGGAACCAGAUUGGACAAAUGCAAUCUGCUAAAGAAGUGCCCUCAACUUCUCAUCCCUGUCCAGUAGAUUCCUCAUCAUUAUUCUCAAAAUUUCAUAGUCAUGAGGCAUCCUUUGAGAAUGGAAAAGGUUCAACUGAUUCACACCCCAUUCAGUCAGUGUUAUUGGGAUCUGAUCGUAGGUACAAUAGAUAUUGGCUUUUCUUGGGCCCUUGUGAUGCAGAUGAUCCUGGCCACCGGAGGGUUUACUUUGAAUCUUCCGAAGAUGGUCACUGGGAGGUGAUUGAUACCGAAGAGGCCUUGUGUACCUUGUUGUCAGUUUUGGAUGAUAGAGGGAAACGGGAGGCUCUUCUUCUUGAAUCUUUGGAGAGGCGGCAAACAUCUCUAUGCAGAUCUAUGUCCAGGAUUAAGGUUAAUAGUAAUGGUAUGGGGAAUAUGUCACAUUCUGAUCAAUCUGAGCUGGAUAUGGUCACAGAAGAUAGUUAUUCUCCAGUAUCUGAUGUAGACAACCUGAACCUGACUGAGACUGCCAAGGGCUCCUUGCCAUCAGCUGGGGCUGUGGUAAUUGAAGCCGGAAAGAAGGGGGAGGAACAAGUGCAAAAAUGGUUCCGUGUUCAAGAAUAUGAUUCUUGGAUUUGGAAUUCCUUUUAUUUAGAUCUCAAUGUUGUAAAAUAUGGUAGAAGGUCUUAUCUUGACUCUCUAGCAAGAUGUAGGAGUUGUCACGAUCUAUACUGGAGAGAUGAGAGACACUGUAAAAUCUGCCAUAUGACAUUUGAGCUUGACUUUGAUCUAGAAGAAAGAUAUGCAAUUCACCUAGCCACAUGCAGGGAGAAAGAAGACAGCAAUACAUUUCCAAAUCAUAAAGUCUUAUCAUCACGGAUUCAAUCACUGAAAGCUGCAAUUUAUGCUAUUGAGUCUGUUAUGCCUGAAGAUGCCCUGGUUGGUGCUUGGAGGAAGUCUGCUCAUAAGCUAUGGAUCAAACGACUCAGACGCACCUCAACUUUAGUGGAGCUUUUUCAGGUUCUUGCUGAUUUUGUUGGUGCCAUCAACGAGGACUGGUUGUUUCAAUGCAAAUUUCUUGAUGGUGUGGUUGAAGAAAUCAUUGCAUCUUUUGCAUCUAUGCCCCAUACAUCAUCUGCCCUUGCUUUGUGGUUAGUGAAGUUAGAUGCCAUAAUUGCUCCCUACCUGGAAAGGGCCCAUCCUCAGAAGAAGCAGGGAAUCAGUAAGCAUGGUCCUUGCUGAUAGGCAUACUUCGGUUUAUAACAGAAACUACGUGGAUAUUAUUGGACUUGAAAUGAACUACCCGUUCCGCUCCUUAACGCUCCGAUGGGUUUAUAUUACUUGAACAGAGAUAAAUGUGCUGGCUCCAUUUGCUUCUGAUUUUACAGUAUGACUACAAUUUGACAAAGGCAAUAUUGUGCAUGUCAAAAUCACAGUUCUUUUUUCACCUCUUUUCCUUUUAAAUUUAAUGUGUACAGGAAAUCUUAUUGGUCAGAUGUAUAGCUUUAGAUUAGAAAAAUACUGGGUAACUUGAGUUUUUUGGUGCCAAACCCCACUCUUGUUCUACUGUUUCUUGCUUCAUGGUGUUUGUGGUCUUCUCAUGCGAGAAAUCAAUUUUGUCUUUGUAUCUUGCAGAAUAU
Molecule: messenger RNA, 3854 nt
Organism: Gastrolobium bilobum
Lineage: Eukaryota; Viridiplantae; Streptophyta; Magnoliopsida; Fabales; Fabaceae
Product: homeobox-DDT domain protein RLT3
Exons: 17
Coding region: 166-3456 (1096 amino acids)
Biological process (GO): regulation of transcription by RNA polymerase II
Cellular component (GO): transcription regulator complex; nucleus
Molecular function (GO): DNA-binding transcription factor activity, RNA polymerase II-specific; RNA polymerase II cis-regulatory region sequence-specific DNA binding
Source: RefSeq, a predicted model, not a curated record